Mesorhabditis spiculigera is the source of this 387-nucleotide messenger RNA. The record is from the annotation of a GenBank genome assembly. NCBI's taxonomy places the organism in Eukaryota, Metazoa, Nematoda, Chromadorea, Rhabditida, Rhabditidae.
AUGAAGCUGCUAAUCCUCGCUGCCCUCCUCGGCAUCACACUCGCCAAGGUCUCCAACAUCACCGUCAAGGGCAUCGCCGUUUGCAACAAGAAGCGAGUACCCGGCCUGAAGAUCGAGCUGAUGGAGGAGGAUGGAGUCUCCCUCGACGACAAACUCGCCACCGUCAACACUGACGACCAGGGAAAUUUUAACGUGUUCGGCAAGGACGACGAGUGGGGAACAAUUGAGCCCUAUUUGUUCAUCUACCACAAGUGCCGCGUCAAGAAGGAGGGCUGCUGGACUCGCACUCGCUACGAGGUGCCCCAGGCCAAGAUCAACGGCGUCUACGACAUGACCUAUGUGACGUUGGACGUUGCCCAGGCUGAUGAGAAAGCUGUCAACUGCGCU